This is a messenger RNA of Macadamia integrifolia, 1471 nucleotides long. RefSeq names its product peroxidase 50-like. Gene Ontology annotation, biological process: hydrogen peroxide catabolic process; response to oxidative stress. Lineage: Eukaryota; Viridiplantae; Streptophyta; Magnoliopsida; Proteales; Proteaceae. The transcript is spliced from 4 exons. The coding region runs from base 269 to 1279 and encodes 336 amino acids. The record is from RefSeq and is a predicted model, not a curated record. Gene Ontology annotation, molecular function: peroxidase activity; heme binding.
ACCAAACCAUCUGCACUUUCUUUGGCGAGUUCUCUCUCUCUCUAGGGAAAGCUAACCACGAUGAGGAGGCUGAAGCCAUCGUCUUUAUCCUUUUGUAAGAUCGUAAUCUAGUUUCUUACUUUCAUGGCUGGCACAAAGAUUCCAGCCAACUGGCUCGUGCCUAUAUCUGUUAUGUAUUCGCCUUUCUCAGGUCUCACAUUCUCAACCAUUGAAAGCCCCAAUCUCUCUCUCUCUCUCUCUCUACCUUGAUUUGGGAACUUCAGAUUAGAUGGGGCGAGGGUUCGAUGUUAGAGUGGUGGUCGUGUGGGCAUUGUUGCUUAACCUCUACCUCUUUCCCAGUAAAGCAUCCGCAUCGCUUCGACUAAAUCACUACUCCAAUACGACCUGCCCCAAUGUGGAAAAGAUAGUCAGAGAUGCAGUCACUAAGAAGUUUAAUCAAACAUUCGUCACUGUGCCUGCAACCCUCCGUCUCUUCUUCCACGAUUGCUUUGUCCAGGGAUGCGAUGCGUCGGUUAUGAUCGCUUCUACAGCAAACAACAAAGCCGAGAAGGACAAUCCCAUUAACCUGUCCCUCGCCGGAGAUGGUUUCGACACAGUAAUUAAGGCCAAGGCAGCGGUGGACGCAACCCCUGGUUGCCGGAACAAGGUAUCCUGUGCAGAUAUCCUCGCCAUGGCUGCCCGAGAUGUCGUUGCCCUGGCUGGCGGGCCGUCUUAUCGAGUUAGGUUGGGAAGAUUGGAUGGGCUGAGCUCUACCUCUUCAAGCGUCGACGGAAAUUUACCUCUCCCAAGUUUCAAGCUAGACCAACUCACCUCUAUGUUUGCUUCUCGUGGCCUCGACCUGGGCGACAUGAUCGCUCUUUCAGCGGCACACACGAUUGGGUUUUCUCACUGCAACCAGUUCGCGAAUCGCAUAUACAAUUACUCCGGAAAUACGCUUUUAGGAGUGGUGGAUCCCACGAUCAACACAGAGUACGUGAAGAAAUUGAGAUCGAUGUGCCCCAAGAAUGUGGAUCCCAGGAUAGCCAUCGACAUGGAUCCCACCACCCCUCAGGUGUUCGACAAUAUGUACUAUAAGAAUCUCCAACAAGGCAAGGGGCUUUUCACUUCUGACCAGGUUCUCUACACUGACUCCAGGUCCAAGCCUUUCGUGGAGUUCUGGGCUUCGAACUCUCUUGCCUUCGAAAGAGCCUUCAUCAAUGCCAUGACUAGGCUUGGCCGUGUCGGAGUCAAGAUGGGCUCACAGGGCAACAUCCGCCGCGAUUGUUCAGUCUUUAAUUAACUAACCUUAUUGAUUAAGCUUCUCUCUCUAAUAAAUGAAUUUAACCUUUUUUUUUUUUGUGGUCGAGGCUUGAGACUCGACACCCAUUAGUAAAUCCUAGGAAACACAGUUUAUUAUGUUGAUUCUUUGUAAGUGUCAAUUAUUAUUAAGAAUAAUAUUGUAAGAAGAUUAAAGAAGAAGAAAGAAGUGGAA